Molecule: messenger RNA, 1104 nt
Organism: Malania oleifera
Lineage: Eukaryota; Viridiplantae; Streptophyta; Magnoliopsida; Santalales; Ximeniaceae
Product: transmembrane emp24 domain-containing protein p24delta3-like
Exons: 4
Coding region: 116-805 (229 amino acids)
Biological process (GO): Golgi organization; intracellular protein transport; endoplasmic reticulum to Golgi vesicle-mediated transport
Cellular component (GO): endoplasmic reticulum; Golgi apparatus; COPII-coated ER to Golgi transport vesicle
Source: RefSeq, a predicted model, not a curated record
UCUUUUGACUCCCCCAAAAACGCUUGAAGAGAAGAGAAACCUGAGAGGGAGAGAGAGAAGUAGAGAGGCAGAGGGGAGGGGGUCUGAGAAUUGGUGGUGUCGGGCAUAAGCGACAAUGGCGGAGAAGACUGCGUCACGCGCUCCGGUGUUGCUGUGGCUAUUGUUUUUAGUGUGCUUUGGGAGUCAUCGUCUUCUACCAACUGCAGAAGCCAUAUGGCUGAGCCUUCCCACUUCAGGAACCAAGUGCGUGUCUGAAGAAAUCCAGAACAACGUCGUCGUUUUGGCCGACUACGUCGUCGUCAACGACGCCCACGACGACGGCGCCCACCAUGAUGAGGCUUCCCAACGCCCUCCCACCAUCUCUGCACGGGUAACAUCCCCUUAUGGAAACAGUCUUCACCACAUUGAGAAUGUGACCCACGGUCAGUUUGCAUUUACAACUACUGAAGCUGGAAACUACAUUGCCUGUUUUUGGCUGGAUGGGAAUCAUCAAGGAGGUGCAGGUGUAUCUAUAAACCUUGAAUGGAGAACUGGAAUUGCAGCGAAGGAUUGGGAAUCGGUUGCAAGGAAAGAGAAGAUUGAGGGCGUUGAACUUGAGUUGAGGAAACUAGAGGGAGUAGUGGAAGCCAUUCGUCAAGGUUUAGUCUAUCUUAAGGACAGGGAAGCAGAGAUGAGGGAAGUGAGUGAAACAACGAACUCAAGAGUAGCAUGGUUCAGUAUCAUGUCGCUUGGUGUCUGCAUUAUGGUUUCUGCUUGGCAGUUGUGGCACCUGAGGCACUUCUUUCAGAAAAAGAAGCUUAUCUGAUUUAGGAAACUUCAAAUAUUCAAAAUGAAAAAGGCACGGUAACCUGUGAUUGUUUGUACCAUGUUCAACUUUUUUUUUUUAAUUUAUUUGUAGGUGGGGGAGCUUUCUUUUUGGAUUGUCUUUUUCAUUGAUAGUGAGAUUUUUGUGAUUUUUGUACUUCAGACGAGCUUGUGAUGUGGAGAAUGUUGAUCGUCUUCUGAUAACAAGAGUAUUUAUUGUAAUAUUGGUUGUGAAGUGCUACUCAUAAGAUGUUUAAUGCCGUUUCCUGUUAUAGAUAAGGAUGGAAAGGAAUUUGGAAA